AUGAAAGUAGAAAAAUACAAAAUAGGAGGUGGUCCAGAACAAACUGCAACCAUAUUAUUACCUGAAUCUACAAAUAACGAUCAGGAUGUAGUUCCUAUUGAAGAGAUAGAAAUAGAACAGUUAGAUGACACAGAAAUGUUUAUGACUAACUCAGCAGAAUAUCAGAACUGUUCUGAAAUGGUCCACAGUGUCAGCGAGGUGCAAACUCCUCAUGAUCUGGUUUCAGUACAAGAUACCCCAGGUCCCAGUAAAAUGAUAACCCAAAAAGAAAAAAAGUCAGCAAGCAAACGAAAACUUUCUGAUCUAUAUGAUGACAUUUUCAUCUUUAACAGCAACAAAAAAAAAUAA
Molecule: messenger RNA, 348 nt
Organism: Diabrotica balteata
Lineage: Eukaryota; Metazoa; Arthropoda; Insecta; Coleoptera; Chrysomelidae
Source: the annotation of a GenBank genome assembly